AUGAGGGGGGAUAAUCAGAGCAGUGUGUCCGAGUUCCUCCUCCUGGGGCUCCCCAUCCAGCCAGGGCAGCAGGGCAUGUUCUUCACCCUGUUCCUGGGCAUGUACCUGACCACGGUGCUGGGCAACCUGCUCAUCAUCCUGCUCAUCAGGCUGGACUCUCGCCUGCACACGCCCAUGUACUUCUUCCUCAGCCACCUGGCCUUCACUGAUGUCUCCUUCUCAUCUGUCACUGUCCCAAAGAUGCUCAGGAACAUGCAGACUCAGCAACAAUCCAUCUCCUAUGUGGGAUGCAUUACUCAGUUGUAUUUUUUCAUACUUUUUGGUUGUCUUGACAAUUUCCUUCUGGCAGUGAUGGCAUAUGACAGGUACGUGGCCAUCUGUCACCCUCUGCACUACACCACCAUCUUGAGGCAGGAGCUGUGCAUAUUUCUGUUGGCUGGAUCCUGGCUCCUCUCCUGUGGCAGCGCCCUGUCCCACACCAUCCUUCUGGCUCAAGUGUCCUUCUGUGCUGACAACAUUAUCCCUCACUUCUUUUGUGACCUCGCUGCCCUGCUUAAGCUCUCCUGCUCAGACACCUCCCUCAAUGAAAUUUUAAUCUUUGCUGUUGGGGGAUUGAUCAUUAUCCUGUCAUUUACUGGGGUUCUUGUCUCUUACAUCCACAUUGGGGCAACGGUCUUAAGGUUUCCCUCAAUCAAGGGGAUACGUAAAGCUUUGUUCACCUGUGGUUCCCAUCUCUCUGUGGUAUUUCUAUUCUAUGGGACAAUUAUGGUUCUGUACUUUUUGCCAUCAUCAAGCAAUUCUAAUAACAAAGACACAAUUGCCUCAGUGAUGUACACAGUGGUCACCCCCAUGCUGAACCCCUUCAUCUAUAGCCUGAGGAACAGAGACAUGAAGGGGGCCCUGGAGAAACUUCUCACAAGGGAGAUCCUUUUCUCCAAGUGA
Molecule: messenger RNA, 942 nt
Organism: Miniopterus natalensis
Lineage: Eukaryota; Metazoa; Chordata; Mammalia; Chiroptera; Miniopteridae
Product: olfactory receptor 1J4-like
Biological process (GO): G protein-coupled receptor signaling pathway
Cellular component (GO): membrane
Molecular function (GO): olfactory receptor activity; G protein-coupled receptor activity
Source: RefSeq, a predicted model, not a curated record